CAUCCGUCCUCCAUCCAAGAUCAUACUGCAUUCUCCGCGGCUCUUCGUCGUAUUUGUUCGCUCGCCACGUGCAUAGCCGUCUUCGACGGUGGACCCCUCGUUGCCCACACGCUUGCGCACCCGCGACCAUAGGCUCCGCCGUCGUCUCGGAAUCCAGUCCCUGGAUUGUCUGCCGCGCUCUUCAUCCGGCACAUGGCGUCACCUCAGCGCCUCCAGGAUUAGGAGUCGACAUCGUCGUCUGCCAGCAUCGCGUCCGCUCAUGGCACCAUACUGACUAGUUACGCUGUCGCUGUCGCUUCCGCUUCCGUCUGGCCUUACCAGCAUCGCAGUCCUCACCCUGAGCCUCGUCGCUCUUCACCGGCAAGCCCAGUCACCUCUUCUCCCAAGGCUCCAUCGACCUCGUCUCACUCGCCUUCUUGCCACCCCUCACAGCCACCAUGGUAUACUGUGGCAAGCCCUCCAAGGGCUGCUCCAACUGUCGCGAGCGCAAGAUCCGCUGCGAUCAAAGGAUGCCCACAUGUGGCCAGUGCGAGAAGCGUAGCCAGCAAUGCCCCGGCUACCGCAACAUGGUCGACCUCAUGUUUCGCGACGAGAGCAAUCAUGUCAUCAAAAAGGCCAACACCGCCCGGAAACGCCUGAACAAGUCGCGCGAGGCGGCAAAUGGUUCAGCCAGCGACGGGUUAACCGCUCUCCCAUCUCCGUCGCCUCGCUCUUCCUCCUCCUCUUCCGAAUCUCCCACUGCGACGACUCUGGUCCACCACUCACGAUCUUUCAUUGGAACUCCAAAAUCUUCAAGCAGUGCCGAAGGCCUGUCACCGAGUCACGAGCCGCUCCGCGAAACUCACCUUCUAAACGACACGCGGCAAGUCCGUCGCCGUCACGCCCAUGUUGGUAGCGACUCCGUGACGGCAGCAGCCUCGGAAAUCCCCUACGCUCUCACGCCUUCCCUGCAGGAGCGAGGCGUCGCCUUCUUCUUCGCCCGCUAUGUCGCAACGGACCACGGCUGCUACCAAAAUUACGACUUCAUUUACGAUGUGUGGAAGCCUCCGCCCAAUGUCGACAUGGCCGACAUCAACGACGGCAUCCUCGCCAGCAUGACUGCCGUCGGCCUCACCGGCUUGUCCAAGCUGACGCGCUGCCCCGAAGCCAUGACCAAGGCACGCCAGAGUUAUGUGCUAGCUCUCCAUCUCGCCAACGAAGCCCUGCGCGACCCGGUUGAGGCUGUCAAGGACAGCACCAUGCUUGCCGUCCUUAUUCUCGGAACAUACGAGUUCGUCUCUGGGCGAACGCCGCAGACGAUACGCGCAUGGCAAGACCAUGUUAAUGGCGCUGCUGCGCUCGCCACAAUGCGAGGUGCCGGCCAAUUUCGCACCAAAGCAGGCACUCGCAUGUUCAUCAUGCUCUGCCACACCGUGCUCAUCAGCUGCGUGCGCAGUGGCCUGCCCAUGCCUCAGUCCAUGGUCGAUUUGCGGAACCAGCUGUGGCAUCUGACAGAUACUAGGGGUCCUAUCUGGCGUGUAGUCGACACGCUAUACAAUGCGCUCCAGGUCCGCCAUGACAUCACCUCCGGAAAGGUGCUGGGGGUGGACGCCAUAGUCGAAAAGCUCUCGGGAGUCGAGGACCAGUUCUCUGCUCUCGUCGAUAGUCUCCCCAACGGUUUCAAGUAUCGGGAGGCGAAGCUCAUGAGACCCCACCCGGCCGUCAUGGGCGACUCGUGCCACAUCUAUCUCGGCCUGACGCAGGCAACGACCUGGAACGGCAUGCGAACGAUGAGGAUGCUCGUUCAGGAAACCAUUCUUGAUGUCUUGUACCACAGUGUCGACGACCCCACAACUCUGCCACUUCACCAUCAGUUGCAGAUGGCCAAGGCGAUGAAGCUGAUACGGUUACUCGGCGAUGCCUUUGUGGCAAGUGUGCCGCAGCACUUCGGGGUCGUGAGCUCCAAGGACGUGAAACGCGACGACCGCGGCCGGCGGACUGUCACGCCGGUCCCGACUUCUAAGCUGCCCUACCGAAUCCUCUCCUCGUCGGCACCCAAAGCCCUUCCCGACACGCCUUCGAAUAAGCAGGUAACCGCCCCGACGCGGAGCCCCACGCUCCUCGAUCCAACGCAGUCGACUGGCCACGAAAAGGGCCACGAGCGGUUCCUGACCCUUGCGACCGCCAGCCAUACAAUUAUCUGGCCCCUGUACACGCUGGGCAUGUCAUCCUCGUGUACGCCAGAGACCAUGGUCUACGUUCUCGACCGACUCGAUGCCAUCUACAAGGAAACAGGCUUUGAACAAGCGCGCACCGUCUCCAAUAUUAUCCGCGAAAAGGUUCACGCUCUAUCAUGGGACGACUUUCCCACCGAAACUCUGCCGACGUUGCCGGAAGGAUCAUUGCCGAUCAUGGUGUAAAGCAGGGGCUGGUGGGCUCUUUGUCUGGGCCCAAGAAGGAUGUGGACAUUACUGAAACGAUUAAUGAACGUGCAGGAGCACUACAGCCUUUGUCUUGGCAUAGAGAGCAGGUUACGGUUUGUACGUAAUUUCACCCGUUUGGAUCUCGGACAAGCGGACGAAGAUAGCAUUGCAUCUCAUCCGCGUGGCAUUUUUGUCUUGUGGUAUCUUGCACGAGUUCCAUCACCAACUGUCGAAGUUUCCAAAGCCCCC
Purpureocillium takamizusanense is the source of this 2651-nucleotide messenger RNA. RefSeq lists its product as uncharacterized. Lineage: Eukaryota; Fungi; Ascomycota; Sordariomycetes; Hypocreales; Ophiocordycipitaceae. The transcript has 2 exons. The record is from RefSeq and is a predicted model, not a curated record. Gene Ontology annotation, molecular function: zinc ion binding; DNA-binding transcription factor activity, RNA polymerase II-specific. Gene Ontology annotation, biological process: regulation of DNA-templated transcription. The coding region runs from base 438 to 2399 and encodes 653 amino acids.